UGUGGCAGACUGGCAACUGGCAGUGUGCUGGCAGUUGGCCUGCGGCUGCAGCUGUUCGAUUGCAAAGCGAGUGUGCGGUGUCGGAGACCGGAGUGUUUUGAAAAAAUUAUGGUUGCAUUGUUGUGGUGAAAUAGUGCAAUUAAAGGAAAAAUAAAAGUGUUAUUUUCUAUGUGAUUUUCGUUAAUUGUGAGUUUCUACAUAGCAAAGAAAACCAUUAUGGAUUUCAAUACAGCCGCCGAUCACGUUUUUAAUGCUGCACGAAACGGGAAUCUUACGCGAUUAAAAAUGUACCUACACAGUUGGCGCUCUGAGGAGCUGAGCAUGUUAGUAGGUGCCAAAGUGACAGACGCCACGCCGCUGGUCAUCGCAUGCAGGAACGGCCAUUAUGACGUCGCCGAGUACCUGAUCAAGCGGUGCAAAGCCGACAUCGAGCAGCCUGGUUCAGUAACGUUCGACGGUGAGACGAUAGAGGACGCCCCGCCGCUGUGGUGCGCGGCAGCAGCUGGCCACUUGCCACUCGUCCGGCUCCUGGUGCGAGCGGGCGCGAACGUCAACUCCAGAACCUUCACACACAGCACGCCGCUGCGCGCGGCCUGCUUCGACGGACACUACGAGAUUGUCAAGUUCCUAGUUGAAAAUGGCGCAGAUAUAGAAAAACCAAAUCGACACGGCCACACGUGCUUAAUGAUAGCAUGUUACAAAGGCCACCUCCACAUAGCCAAAUACCUCCUAUCCCUGAACGCUGACGUCAACAGAAAGAGUGUUAAAGGGAACACGGCCUUACACGACUGCGCGGAAAGUGGGUCGUUAAAUAUACUGAAGAUGCUGUUGGAUCAUGGGGCGACGAUGGAUGUUGACUCUUAUGGUAUGACCCCCCUAUUAGCGGCAUCUCUAACGGGCCACACGCACAUAGUCGAACACCUAAUCAACGCAGAGUACGGUUUGGUGACGCGGCAGCAGCGCAUCGACGCACUAGAACUGCUGGGAGCUACGUACGUGGACAAGCGACGCGACAUGGUCGGCGCGCUGGCUCUGUGGAAACGGGCUAUGGACUAUAGGUUUCCAGCAGACGGCAGCGAGCCGAUCCCCAAGCCAAAGGACAUCCCGCGGAUAGAAGCGUACGACUACGCGGUGGAGCCCAGCAGUGCGCAGCAGCUGGAAGAGCUGCUCGCCGACCCCGACGCGAUACGCAUGCAGGCGCUGGUCAUCAGGGAGAGGAUACUAGGUCCGGCGCACCCCGACACGUCGUACUACGUGCGCUACCGCGGCGCGGUGUACGCGGAUGCGGGCCGCUUCGCGCGCUGUCGCCAGCUGUGGCACCACGCGCUCGACAUGCAGCGCGCCGUGCUGCCGCCGCUGUCGCCGCUCACGCAGUCCAGCCUCUACAGCUUCGCGGAGCUGUUCUCCUACAUGCUGGCCGAGAGAGCGCGGCCGCCGCUCAGGGGUCGCAUAGUCCCACCAGUGACAUUCGAAGACAUCGAGCCAGUGUUCACCAAAGCCCUGUCACAGAUACACAUGGGCUUGGAACUGUUGAAGUUGGACUUUGGCUUCUUGUAUGGACGCAAACACACCAUGACCACCUUACACAAGUUCCUGGAGAUAUCCCUCCACCUGGCGGCGCUGAUGGCGCGGCUACUGGAGGAGCCGGAGUGUACUGAAGACGUUUCUAGAAAAAUACAUAAGGCUGUGUACUCACUCGUUGAAUUAGAUAUUAAGGUUCUCCGGCGCUCGAUGCUGCACAUCGCGUGUUCAGACGACGGUGGGCGGGGGAGGGGUGCGGGUGCGGCGGGUAGUGGCGCGGUGGGCGCCGCGGGUGCGUGGGCGGGCGCGGGGAGGGAGGGCAGUGAGGCGCCCUGUGCCGCGUUGGUGGCGCUCAUGCUGAGGCUGGGCGCGGAGCCCAACGCGAGGAACCUAGUUGACGGGAAUACUCCGCUUCAUCUUGUUUGUAAAUUAAACCCGUGUCCCGCCGAAGUGGUCCGCUCAUUGCUCAACCACGGAGCCCACAUCGACACUGUCAACUACAAGGGCGAAACGCCCGAAGAAAUACUCAGCUCAACCCGCCAGAACCUCACCUCCAUAGUCAACCCGCUCAAAUAUACCACGUUAAAAUGCCUCGCCGCACGCACAGUCAAGAACUAUAGGCUACCCUACGCGCAUAUCGUCCCUCAGUGUCUACAUGCUACCAUUAACACGCAUUGAAAUCACUCUGUACAAACACUACUCUGUGUAUCUUGACUGAAAAAUAAUGUGGUACAGUGUCCAAAUAUGUAAUCGAUAAUGUUUAGCUGCUAGUAAGCAAUUGCUCUGUGACAAAACUAAUCUAUGUUUACUCUGUGGCUACACUACUCUGUGAUUCUAACUUGACAGAUAUAUUAUGUUCGAAUAUGUAAAAUCAAGUCUACCUACAAGAAAUACGCUUCUAUAGUAAACCCGCUCAAAUAUACCACGUUAAAAUGGCUACUCUGUGUAUUGUUAUUGAUGUUUACUCUACUUAGAUGACUCUGAAAUUACUCUGUACAAACACUACUUAUACACAGAGUAUCCUGACUAAAAAAAAAAUAUGUGUUACAGUGUUUCGACAAUCAAUAAUGGAAUUUCUCUGUGACAACACUACUCUGUGUCUUCUUAUUGAUAUUUACUCUGUGGCUACACUACUCUGUGAAUCUGAGGCUGAGAUCUACAGAGUGUACUUGACCUUGCUCAGACUACUUGUUGAAACGAGAUACAUUUUUGUCACAUUUUCACAUUUUUUAUGACAAUAUGAAAGUCAUGAUUUUAUGUCAUGUAAAGUACGCUCUGUAAGGGCCGGCGCACAUAUGGCGGAGCGCAACGCAGAGCAUUUUUCACAGUCAAAAUGUUAUCGACAUUGUCCUCAUUGCAAUAAUAUCUAAAAUCAACAUCCGUGCGGAUACUCGCGCAUUCUCUGGUACAAAUUCGCGUAAUGUGUCACGCGAUUAGAAAACUUCGCGGGCAUGCUCUGCGCUGCGCUCCGCCAUAUGUGCGCUGUCCCUAUAUCUCUACUGGAGGUAUAAUAAGAUGUGUAACAGAUGUUCAAACAUGUCAAUCAGUCAAAACCUUACGUCCCUAGUGAAAUAUAAAGUUAGAAAUGUCUGGCUUAGCGCAAGGCUACUUACCCGAAUAAACCUUUGUUUUAUAUUCGCAAUUUUUUUCUCAAUUUACACAAUCACUGAAUAUAUUUGUUUUGCAUGUUUUUAUUCGUAUAGAUAUUAUAUUUUAAUAUAACGCAUUUAUAUUGACUUAAAUGUGAUUUACAGUUUGGGUAUUAAAAAAAAUAUAUACUAAUCUUGGUAGCCACUAAAAUACCAAUAUUAGUGUUUUAUAAAACAAUAUUAAUUAAUGUAAAGAAUUGAGAUUGUAAAUGUUAUUUAACAAAAUAUAACGUAUAUUUGUAGAAGUAAAUAUUUCAGACCCUAUUUUUCAAUCGCCUUGAUGAUGUUUUUGACAUUUUUCAAUACAAAAACUGAAAAUAUCUUUAUUCCUCAAUUAAUAUAAUGUUUUAUUGUGGCGAUUGAAAAGAUGGUCUUAAAUGGAAAAAUAUUGGUAUUAUAAAUGUCACUGGUUAGAAAUGAAUCACGAAUCAUGUGUAAAUUAUUGUCAAAAAUAAGACAAACUUAAUGUUAGAUGUCUAUUUUAAAUGAAUUUGUAGUGAUAAUGGAGAUAAAACAAUUUCAUAUGUGUUAAUUGUAAAUACCAGAAGAUUUUUAGAGGCCGAAUUAAUUCAUGUGGUUUUUAGUAAUUUACAAGAUAACUUUCAUAAUAAUUUAGAAGUUGGCAAACAAACCGGUGUAAUUGCGAGAGAUAAAAUUUUUCGUUUAGGAGUAAAAACUGAAAGAAAGGUGACGAAACUUGUAAUUCUCUGUAAUUAUGCCGUUUUGUUCGAAAUCAAUAACUUUGGAGUUAUUUUUGUCGCACCUUUAGGCCGUUUUGUUUAAAUAUUUCAUCAGAGUUGUAUUCAAUCAUUUAACUCACCGACUUUGGACUCAUGUUUAGCACAAUUUUAGGCUCUUUUGCUUGGAAAUAAUUUCAGAUUUGUAUUCAAUACCAAAAACGACUGCAUGAAAAAAAAAACAAUUUUGAUCAGAAGUGCAGUUACACCGUUUUGUUCGCCAGCUCCUCAAUUAUCUCAUUUAGAUUAAAAAAUUAGAUGGAAUAAAUACGCGACAAACUCUAAAAAUCGUCAGAGUUUUUUGUGACUAAACUAUAGACUUGGUGACGAAGCAUACUUAAAUUGUGUCAUUAUUACAAGCAUGGCGUUGACUAGUCUUUUUAUAGUGUAGAUAACCUUUUUUUUUAUUCAACUAUCAUUUAUGUAUAACAAGAGUGGAAAAUUAUGAGAAAUCUUAAGUGUAAAAACUAGACAUAAGUAGGUUGAUUAUUAUAUUAUUUGCCAGUGUAGACCGAUCAGUAAAAUCCGCUUGCAUCCUUCCAAGUUAUAAAUACUUCCAUACUAAUAUUUUUAGUAAAAAAGUCUGUCUGUAUUUUUCAACCGCUGAAUAGAUCUUGAUGAAAACCACAGAUAUUUUUAUCCCGGAAAAUUCAAAGAGUUCCCAUGAGAUAAAACUUAAAAUUUAAAUCUAAGAAAAUGAAGAGUGAUUAGGCAUUUUCGAGAUAGGCAAGCACAACCUAAGGCUGCAUCAUUUAAGUAUUACUGUUAAAUGUAAUUGCAGUCAAGCGCAGCCUAUAUUAUUAAAAAAAAAUUAAGAUGUUGAAUUUGCAGACAUGAAUAAUGAAAAAUUUUAUCUAGCCAUUUAGAACUGUUUGUGAAAGGCAUAACGAUUUCAAAUGCAAGCGGAGUUUGCCUUCGGCCGGCGUUGGCUGUAUGGAAAAUAAAGUAUAAAUUUCUGUGUAUAUUGUGAUGAUGACAAAAUGGACAUAUUUUGGAACUGAAUUGAUUACAAAGUGUUAGUAUAGCAUAGUUUUGUAACUUGCGCAAGCUGUUUGUUUGUUAGUUAAUGUGCGUAUUCUCAUAGUAUAUUUUGGAAUUAUCGAUACGGCGUGAUUAUGUAUACUAGUUAUUUUUGAAAUUAAUAAAAGCUUUAAAAAUUA
Messenger RNA from Maniola jurtina (meadow brown), 5067 nucleotides. Its product is annotated as protein fem-1 homolog CG6966. The record is from RefSeq and is a predicted model, not a curated record. Gene Ontology annotation, biological process: ubiquitin-dependent protein catabolic process. Gene Ontology annotation, molecular function: protein binding. The transcript has 11 exons. Lineage: Eukaryota; Metazoa; Arthropoda; Insecta; Lepidoptera; Nymphalidae. Gene Ontology annotation, cellular component: ubiquitin ligase complex. Bases 217 to 2199 code for a protein of 660 amino acids.